Molecule: messenger RNA, 2714 nt
Organism: Didymodactylos carnosus
Lineage: Eukaryota; Metazoa; Rotifera; Eurotatoria; Philodinida; Philodinidae
Source: the annotation of a GenBank genome assembly
GAAAACAAAAUCUUUGACACACGGACACCUACUUUUUGACCCUUGAUGUUACAAUAACUCGCGAAAAACUCAAUAUUAUGAGCUUAAAUUUUUACUGAGAACUAUCAAUGGUCAGAUACAUAUUCAACAUAAAUUUCAGUAAGAUUGAGUGUUCUGGGAAAAUAAAAAUUUUAGAGGGGAGGGGAGCCCUUAAAUCAAUUUAUUUAGAAAGAGUUUAGAAUAAUUUUGUACUUUAAAUUAAUUCAAACUAAUUCACUUGUCCAAUGUGAUGUAAAAUAAUUUUCUUUGAACAUGUUUACAUUAAUUUUGUACUUGAAAAUUUAUUCACACUAAUCUAAGAUGUCGACAUUCGUCUAAACUAAUUUAUUUCGAAUAAAUAUAUUUGACUUCUGAAAUAAAUUCAAACUGUUUUCGACUGUCGAAAUCAGUUCAAGUUUAUUACAAAAAAAAUUAUUCAAAUGAAUUUAAGUAGUCAAAACUGAGUCACGCCACAUUGAAAAAUCAGAAUUAAUUUCCAAUAGUUUCAAUUAAACUGGUUUGGAAUAAUUUAAUGAAAGAAAUCAGUCUAAAGUAAAAUUAGGUAUAAAAUUAGUUUAAAUUCAUUCGAAAUAGAUUAAUUUGAACGAAUUUCAUUUUAAACUAGUUGCUAUUCAUUUUCUACAAACAAAUUGGAAAUAAUUUAACAACUAAAAUCAAUUUAAAUUAAUUUUAAUUGUCGAAUUAAUGUUAACUCAUUUAUUUGAUAUGAAUCUGAAUUAAUCCGACCUCUCAAAUUAUUGUAAAUUAAGUUUUGAAUAUUUUUUUGGUUAGAAAUUACUCUAAAUUAAUUAGAAAUUAUUUAAAAGUUCCAAUGGAUAAGACUCACCAAGCGGCACACUCAGAUCUAUAAAAGCUUUCGAUGAGCCAUUCGUCCAAUAUCACUUUUGUUAAACUGUAGAAGAGUUACUCAGAGGAGAAAACUGUUAUUGAAGCCAGAUCAGCUGACUUUAAACGAAACUUUUCAAAUUGCUGUAGCGAAAAAUGACUUUUUUGAACUUUUCCUUUAUGGAAGACUCUUAUUUUCACAACCUAUGAAGACUGCAGUGAUCGAUUUCUUAGACAUCGGUCAAACUUUAUCCGAAAGAGUAAUGAGUUGAUUGUUUUCUUUAUUUCGUGUUUAGGUUUUUCCAAAAAAAGAUUUUCCAAGACCCGCCAUCAUAUUAUCGGAUAGAGCACAUGUUUUCCUUCAAUGUGCUCUACAAGUAUUCAAUGAUAGUGAAUCAUAUCAACAGUUUUUGGAGCGAGCAUUUCGAAUUGUUAAUCAUCGAGCAACAAAAUCAGAUUUUAAAUUAACUGCUAUUCAUGCCUAUUUGGCACAUAUUAUGUUAGAUAUUCGAAAAUUAUGCAAAAAAUAUAUUAUAAACAAGCAUGAUCGUACUUUAUCAAUGUGGUGUGGUGCAUUACUUGUGAAUACAAACAAUUGGACAGAAAUGGUGGAAAAUUGGAGGAUAAUAUGCACAGUAUUUAUGAACAUGUAUACCAAUAAGAAAAAUAAACAAAUCAUGGACAUAUUGUUCAAAAAAAUUAGUUGUAUCAGUAACGAUCUAAAUUUCAGAACAACUAUAGAAGAUACAACAGAGGGUGAUGAUAAUACACCAAAUGAUCAAUAUCGUUUUGAUAAUACUAAUGAUGACGGUAACAACAAUGGUAUUAGUUCAACAUUAAAUAACAAUUUAACUAGAACUAUCAAGAGAAAACGUAAUUUAAAUGCAACAUUAAUCACUGUUGAUGAAGAAAAAGAAAUGAACAAAACCACCUCAAAAUUUAAAAGUAUAUGUGAUGAAAUUUACGAGCAAUGUUAUUACAACAACGGUAAUUUAUUAGACACACGAACAACAACAAGAAAAGCCAAUAAUGGUAAUAUCAAAUGGUUAAAUUAUUUAAAAACAAGUUUUAUGCCAAGUGUACCCGUCUGGUCGAGUUUGCUGUUAGGUGAUUUGGGUCGUUAUAAAAAACAACUGAACAAUUCUGAUAGUUUAUCAUUGCAAAAAUCUCAUCCACAGCGAACAAAUAAUAAUUCUGAAAGAAGAAUGGGAUAUGAAAUUCGUGAACGAUUAGAUAUUGUAUUAUCCAUUUUGGUUCCAGAUAUGGUGAACACGAUAGAAUUAUUCCAUACUGGCUUAUCAAAAUCAGCUAUAGUCAUUGAAUCUGUUCAAUUUGAAGAAGACGAACAACAGCAACAACGGCUUAAACCAGUGGAAGACCCUUGGCGGAAGAAAUUAGAUAAACGUGGAAGAGGAUUUUACUCACAAAAGCCAAAUGAUUAUAUUUUAUCAAGAAUUACGUCAAAUUUAACGAAUCCACCUAUUGUUAAUGAUUUUUUAUCUCUACCAUUAUUAUCGACACCAGAAUGGUUAACGUGCACCAUAACUUUACUACUAUCUAUUAAAAAUAUUCGUCAACAAAAAUUAUCUCAACAAAUAUAUCCAUCAGCAUUGUUAAAUGAAAUAUGCCAGUUUAUCGAUUAUUGUUCGUCAAUACGUAAUCAAAAGAAUGAAAACAGUAAGAUAAAAAAAAGAAAAGUAGCAACAGAGAAUACAAUAGCAACUACUCAAUUUUCAAUCUCACAAGAUUUUAUAUCGAAUGAUGUGAAUGAACAAAUCGAAAUUAUUGUCAAACAAAUUUUAGUUCCUGUUAUGGAAACACGUAUAGAAGGUGUUAAUUUGUACGAAUGA